AUGUGCCGGUUUUCCAUCACAGGUGCAGAUGGCUCCGUUCUGGAGGAAGGGCAUGCCUUGAUGUGCGCCGCAUGCGUUGAUGAUGCUGAAGCCGACAGGCUGUGGGCGCCUGAAGGCGAGCUGAUGCAAUGCUGCCAGGACAUAGGCUAUGUGUGCGAGUGGUUGCAGAUUUCCUUUCGGCCGCUCUGGCCAAGACCACAGGUGGAGGAACUGCCCAAAGGGCUCGCCGAAGGCAAAGCGCUGUGCCCCGUCUUGCCGAUAUGGUGGACGCAGGCCUUGUCUCAGGGUCCACGCGGUACGUUGUGUGUUUCUAGCGGUAGCGUGGCUCAUGACUGUGGCAAAACUGUGCAAAAAGUCCAAGGUCAACCCGAAUUGGAGGUGUGUUGCAGAUGUGAGCUUCGUCGGUGA
Symbiodinium sp. CCMP2592 is the source of this 408-nucleotide messenger RNA. The record is from the annotation of a GenBank genome assembly. Lineage: Eukaryota; Dinophyceae; Suessiales; Symbiodiniaceae.